CAGAAGUUCUGAUUAUGGGUGCUCCUAAAACACCUGUUGCAACCGAAGUGGAUAAGAAUGCUGAUGAGGUGGAAUUCACCAAGAAAGAUCUUGAGGUUGUUGAAGAUGCAUUGGAUACACUAUCGAAAGACAAAAAUAAUUUGGUGAUUGAAAAGGAAGUUAUUAAAGACAUUAAGGAAGAAAUUGCUGAUUACCAAGAAGAUGUAGAAGAAUUGAAAGAAGCCAUAGUUGCUGCUGAGAAACCAAAGGAUGAGAUAAAAGAAACUAAAGGAGCUCAACGAUUGUUGAAGAAGGUUAACAAAAUGAUAACGAAAAUGGAUACUGUUGUACAAGAAAUUGAAAGUAAAGAAUCUGAGAAGAAAGCCAAAACAUUGCCACUUGAAGCUCCUAGGAGCGCUACUGAAACUCAAGAAUUAGAUGUAAGGAAAGAAAGAGGAGAGAUUUUAAUUGACGAAUUAAUGGACGCUAUUAAGAAAGUUAAAAAUGUGCCAGACGAAAAUCGCUUGAAAUUAAUUGAGAACAUUUUGGGCAGGAUCGAUACUGACAAAGAUAGGCAUAUCAAAGUUGAAGAUGUAUUGAAGGUUAUUGACAUUGUGGAAAAAGAAGAUGGUAUCAUGAGUACAAAACAAUUAGAUGAGUUGGUUCAGCUUUUGAAAAAGGAGGAAGUUAUUGAAUUGGAAGAAAAGAAAGAAAAGCAAGAGUCUCAACAGAAAAGUUUUGUACCACCAAGUGAAACUUUGCAUCUUGAAUCAUCACAGCAGAAGAGUACAGUUCCUAGCUCGGGACAUGAAGCUAAGGUGUCCGAAGAUGACUUAAAUGUUAAAAAUAAAAAUUUGGAAGAAUCGACCAAACUGAAUGUGGAGCAAUUGACGAAGAGCACAGAAGAGAGCAUUGCCAGUACCCAGACAUUACAAAGAAAAAACAAAGAAAAUAAUAAAAAUAGAUGUCUUGGGUAA
This is a messenger RNA of Ctenocephalides felis (cat flea), 956 nucleotides long. Its product is annotated as mitochondrial proton/calcium exchanger protein-like. NCBI's taxonomy places the organism in Eukaryota, Metazoa, Arthropoda, Insecta, Siphonaptera, Pulicidae. The transcript is spliced from 7 exons. The coding region runs from base 15 to 956 and encodes 313 amino acids. The record is from RefSeq and is a predicted model, not a curated record.